AACCUAUAGGUAAAAUAGUUGCGUGUUUUGGUGCAUGUCUGUAUGCUCUAUGUGCAGCCAGCAUCCUUUCUGACUUUUCCAUGACUUAGAACAUCAAGAAGUAUUGCAGAGAAAUCACUAAGUAGCCUAUAUAAAUAGCUUUGGCCACAUGACAGUGUGAGCGGGCGGAAGGACUCCGUGCUCUUCUGGCGCUCCAGGCGCGCAAGAGGAAGCAGCGCGUUUCCUCCUGUAGCUGCGCUCAGAGCUGCUGCUGCUGCUGCUGCUGGACCAGCAGAAACAGCUUUGAACCGGUUUGGUCGCCAGCUCCAAAGAAGAAAGACACGGAUGCAUGAUGCGCUAUCUUGGCACACGGGUGUCAGAUAUUCCAGCUCGGCAUUCAUCCGCGGACACGGCGCCGGCUUGUUGGUGUCAUUUGUAGUGAUUUUGUCAGACGGGAUUUAAAUAAGGAAACCCUCCUACAUGGGAAGUUCCCGUAGAGCGCGCAGCUCUGAAGGGUCUUGCUGCGGUUGUUAUAGAUGCUGAGGAGCCCCCGUCUCUGUCAAGGCUGUAGCGGAUCCCAGAGGGCAGCAGUAGCAUCAUCACCAUGGCUCCAUCUACCGGGGUGCUGGACGGCGGCUGGGGAUGGGUGAUUGUUGCGGCCUCCUUCAUGGCCCAGCUCCUGGCCUAUGGAUCACCCCAGUCAGUGGGCGUGCUGUACCCUGAGUGGCUGCAUGCCUUCCAGGAGAGCAAAGGCAUGACGGCCUGGGUGGGCUCCCUUGUGGCUGGAGUGGGACUGCUCGCUAGUCCUGUCUGCAGUGCCUGUGUAGACAACUUUGGGGCUCGUCCCGUGACAAUCUUCAGUGGGGUCAUGGUGGCGGGCGGCCUGAUGCUCAGUGCCUUUGCUCCGAAUGUCCAGUUCCUCAUCUUUUCCUAUGGGAUCGUGGUUGGCCUGGGUUGUGGCCUGGUCUACGCAGCCACGUUAACGAUCACCUGUCAGUAUUUUGACAAGCGACGUGGCCUUGCCCUCGGCAUUGUCACCACAGGCACAAGCGUUGGAGCGUUCAUCUAUGCCACCGCUCAGAACGAGCUGAUCGUGAUGUUCGGCCUGGGUGGCUGCCUGCUCAUCAUCGGAGCGAUAGCACUGAACCUCAUGGCCUGCGCAGGCUUCAUGAGGCCCCUUAACAUGCCGGGGUACUACCUCAAACAGAAGGCCGCUCUGGAAUGCAGCACAGAGGAGCAGCUUUUCGAGAAGCCUCCGCUGGAUGACCUGGCGGGUUCCACCUCGACCAGUUUGGAGAGAACUCUGACGGUGAAGGAGUUGCUCGUCACCAUCGAUGCCAAAGACAAAGCCGUUCAGACGGAGACGAAGAAAGGGGGCUUCCUGGCUGGGUUGACCAUCGUGAAAGUCAUCAAGAAUAAGCGGCAGGCUUACCGCGAGUACAUGCACUCCAUGUACGAGAUCCUGCAGGACCAAGUUAUGGUGGCCUUCUGUAUCGCUGUCUUCCUGUUCAGCCUUGGGGCGUUCCCUCCUGUGCUCUUCAUAGAGGAUGUGGCGCAGAGUGAAGGACUCAUUGAAGAAGUUAGUGUCUUUCCUCUGGUGUCAAUCGGGGCCAUUGCCAGUUGUGUGGGUAAACUGUUGCUGGGUAUGCUGGUGGACAUCAAGUGGAUUAACGGCAUCUAUCUGUAUGCCUUCACCAUGUUUGCUGGAGGUGUGGCGCUGCUUCUUAUCCCAAGCACUCAAACGUAUCUGGGACUGCAGAUUCUGACUGUGGCCCUGGGUUUCUUCUCUGGAAACUGGACUCUCACCUCCUACAUCACCACGAAUAUCGUCGGCUUGGACAAACUGACACAAGCCCACGGCAUCCUCAUGUUCUUCGGGGGAUUUGGGAUCAUGCUGGGACCCCCUGUUGUCGGGUGGUUCUUUGACUGGACUCAGUCAUAUGACUUGGCUUUCUACUUCAGUGGGGCCUGUGUGGAGUUGGGGGCACUCAUUCUCUUUCUGCUCAACCUUCCCUGCUGGAACAGGAAGCACUCGGAGAAAGACAGACCGGAUGUCCACUACACCAGCAACUGUGACAAAGUUGCCUCUCUAGCCUGAAUAUAAGCAACGUUCAGAAGGACUCAAAUCGAUCCCCUACCUUCCAGCAACUGUCCUCCGAUAGACUACAUACAAACACCUUCUGGGAGGAAUUUUCUUUCUUUGACUUAACAGGAAUUUUCUCCUCACUUCUGCUGCCAAGUUCUAAUAUACCAAAAUACUUGCCAGAGAUUUUGAAAUACAGGCCUUUUUCCUCACAUACCUUGCCUGCAUUUCUCAGGUUCAAACCAUAUACUGCAGAUAUUUUUUAAAGGUGUGUCUCUUAUGCCUGUAUUGAUUUUUAUUUUAUAUUCCCUCAUUUUACGAGGUCAACUGAACAAAAUUGUUCAACUCCCAAAUUAAAAAUUGUUGUCAUGUAAACACAGGUGUUCACUGUAGCUCUUAAAAGAAAGACAUGGUUCCGUUCAUAAUACCUGGGAGAAAAACGUUGAGUGUUAAUUUUACAUCACAAAAUUAGAAACCACUCUGCAAAUGCACAAUAAUCUCCCAGGAAUCUUACAGGAACGAGGGAGGGAGCGCUUUUUGAUAACUGUUAUUAUAGCAACACAUUUCUAUUUGUUUUUUGAUGUAUAUCUUAAUUACACUACUUUGUAUCUUUCCAAAGCAUAAAUGAUAGUCAAUGCCUGUCAACACAUAAUGCCUGUUGGAACAAUACAAAAGUCUUGCUUUAUAGAUAAUUUUUGAGUUCCACAUACCCUAGUUUGUAAAGUCCUAUGCGCUAGUGACUUUUAUAUGCACACCAUGGAGCUGUAUACACUGUUUUUGCUUGAGUUGAUUAUUGUGAUCAUGAUGUUAAUCAAUACAUUGAAAUAUGCUUUUAGAAUCACCUGAAUGUUGUGAAUUACACCACAACAAAUGUAUGUUUGAUAGCUCCGGUUUCAGGCAUCAGGGUAAAUUUGGGACAAUAGAGUGUGAUUAUUGUGUUAGAAGUAUUCACAUGGUGCAGAGGAAGUACAAUUACUUCUGACCUAGAAGAGACAUGUGUCUGUUUGUCACCCCUUAGCCACUCUUAUUUUGUAAGCCAAUAUCACAAUAUGUAUUGUUGUUUUACUACAUCAGUUUAUUUAAAAAGUGCCAAUAAAAGAUAUUUGGAUUAAUGACA
Messenger RNA from Pseudoliparis swirei, 3179 nucleotides. RefSeq names its product monocarboxylate transporter 9-like. The coding region runs from base 584 to 2077 and encodes 497 amino acids. NCBI's taxonomy places the organism in Eukaryota, Metazoa, Chordata, Actinopteri, Perciformes, Liparidae. The transcript is spliced from 6 exons. Gene Ontology annotation, biological process: monocarboxylic acid transport; transmembrane transport. Gene Ontology annotation, molecular function: monocarboxylic acid transmembrane transporter activity. The record is from RefSeq and is a predicted model, not a curated record.